This is a messenger RNA of Apiotrichum porosum, 822 nucleotides long. RefSeq lists its product as uncharacterized. NCBI's taxonomy places the organism in Eukaryota, Fungi, Basidiomycota, Tremellomycetes, Trichosporonales, Trichosporonaceae. The transcript is spliced from 4 exons. The record is from RefSeq and is a predicted model, not a curated record. Bases 1 to 822 code for a protein of 273 amino acids.
AUGGUGCUCCCUACCACCAUCGCAGAGCCCUCCCCGCUCGACCCAUUGCUCCUCCUCCCACUCCCAGAAUCCCUCCCUCCCCCACCAGGCGCCGACCUCGAUGCCCUCGUCGUCCAACUCCGCAACCACAUCGACACCAUCGACAGCCCAGCCGAUGCCGCUGCUGCUGCUGGCUCGUCGACUUUGCCAUUGCCAGUCCUCUCGGCAGGCAUGCGCUCAGCAAACCGCAAUGCCCAGGUCCUCAUGAACGCAGCACGGUCCGGUGCUGCCGAGGCCCGUGGGCGGCUCGACGAGGUCGAUGUUGAUCUGCGUACCGCCGAGUACGAGCUUGCGCGCGUGCGGGAUGAGAUGGCGCUGUGCAUGGAGUAUGAGCCGAUGUACGAGUCGAUGGACAUGCCCGAAGAGGACGCCUUCCUGGCCUCUGCGAGCCCCGAGGUGCUCGAAGCGUUGCCAACCGACCCCGAAUCGCGCAAGUAUGCUCUGAUCAUUGCCCGUCUCGAGGCCGAGCUGGCGGCCAUCAUGGCUCGCGAAGAGCAACUUGCAACACUCACCGCCGAGCGUGACGGCCUGCUCCGCUCGCAGCGCGAGUUGCGGUCCAACUUUAACGUGGCCGAGGUGUUCCUCACCGACUACUCGAGGACUACCAACGCCAUGGUCACCAAGCUCAAGAACGUUGCCGUCAGCAAGGCUGCCGUGGACAAGGAGAAGGCGGACAAGGCGGACAAGGAGCGUCUCGACAGGCAAAAGGCGGACCGGGUCGACAACCCUGUUGCACCGGGCUCACCUGCCCCUGCUGCUCCUGCCGGAGCGCCGGCGUCGUGA